Orbilia oligospora ATCC 24927 is the source of this 1203-nucleotide messenger RNA. RefSeq lists its product as uncharacterized. The transcript is spliced from 7 exons. The record is from RefSeq and is a predicted model, not a curated record. Bases 1 to 1203 code for a protein of 400 amino acids. Lineage: Eukaryota; Fungi; Ascomycota; Orbiliomycetes; Orbiliales; Orbiliaceae. Gene Ontology annotation, biological process: inner mitochondrial membrane organization. Gene Ontology annotation, cellular component: mitochondrial inner membrane.
AUGGCUUUCGCCUCCCGUUCAGCGCGAAGGACGCGAUCCUGCGUCUUUAGUAUUCUCCAAGAGUCUUAUACUCCCUCUCGACUCCCUCGCUCCCGUCUCGUGAUCCCGACUCGCUCUGUCCAUGUUAAGGCGACACCAUCGAUAACAUCUCUCACACCGCCAAUUGAUCUCACCCAAGAAACCAGGACAAUCCCAAAACUCAGUGGCAAAGGACCUUUUCCUCAGACCGUCGAGUUCGAAGUCCUUGGAGCGCCCCAUUCCUUGUUAUCCGUUUCGCUGCCGUCAGAUGCGAUUCUUUAUACUAGAAGAGGAACGUUACUAGGCGCAACUGCGAAAGGCGAUAUCAACAAUGCUGUGUCAACUCUUGCCAUGCUCAAACCUAUUCGAAGAGCGAUGCUAGGAAUACCAUUCCUUUAUCAAAAUAUAUCUUCAACAACACCUUUGACAUGUCUCGUUGGCACGAACUCUCCAAAUACGACUUUCGCCGUGAUCGAACUCGACGGAGCAAUUGAUUGGAUGGUUACUCAGAGAAACGCUUUGCUUGCAUGGACCGGCCACUCCAUCCAAACUACACCUAUCAUUAACCGGACAAUGAGUCCUGCACAAUGGAGUAACUCACGAAUAUCCGGUCGAGGAUUGGCAGCGCUGGUCGGUAAAGGACAAGUCUACCAAAUCAUUCUCGGAGACGGUGAAGAGAUGAUUAUACACCCAACUCACUUGUUGGCUUACUCCAUCGGUGCUGACCGGCCUCGCCCAUAUCGACUCGCUCAGACGACACUGAGGUUUCAGCUGCCUAAAUUUAGUAUCUUACGAGGACUCUUUCCCAAGUCUGAAUUCAUUUCUACGAUGAUGAAGACCGAUACCUACCAGGCCGUAUCUAAAAUCCUUUAUAACACUAAAACAUGGAUACGCCGUGUUCUAUGGGGGGAUAGGUUAUUCUUACAAUUCAAAGGACCCAGCACGAUCCUCGUCCAAUCGCGAACAUCACGAUUGACAGAUGUGUUUACCAAGGAUGAAAUUAAUGACACUGCGUCGGUAGAACCUGGAGCUCUUGAUAGAUUUCAUCCGCCAGACCAACCGAAGCAUUCAUCUGAUCCUUCAUCAACUGGGCGUGAAGAAAACCUCACCGUGAAAAUGGCUACCGUAGCCAAAACUGGAAAGGUAACAUUCGAAGAUUCUUCGCCGGAAGUAUUUAUCAGAUAA